This is a messenger RNA of Monoraphidium neglectum, 423 nucleotides long. RefSeq lists its product as hypothetical. Gene Ontology annotation, biological process: protein repair; response to oxidative stress. The record is from RefSeq and is a predicted model, not a curated record. Gene Ontology annotation, molecular function: peptide-methionine (R)-S-oxide reductase activity. The transcript has 8 exons. Bases 1 to 423 code for a protein of 140 amino acids. Lineage: Eukaryota; Viridiplantae; Chlorophyta; Chlorophyceae; Sphaeropleales; Selenastraceae.
AUGGCGACGACCGAGGGCGACCAGAAGCUCGACAAGAGCACUCCGGAGGGCGCCUGGAAGAAGCUGCUGUCUGCCCAGGAGUACCACAUCCUGCGCGAGAAGGGCACUGAGCCCGCCGGCUCUGGGCAGUACAACAAGUUCUACGAGCAGGGCACAUACGUGUGCGCAGGCUGCGGGACCCCCCUCUACGAGAGUGAGACAAAGUUCAACUCGGGAUGCGGGUGGCCUGCCUACUACGACAACCUGCCGGGUGCUGUUGAGCGCCACGAGGACAGGGCCUAUGGCAUGAUCCGCACGGAGAUCACAUGCGCCAACUGCGGGGGCCACCUGGGCCACGUCUUCAAGGGCGAGGGCUUCCCCACGCCGACCAACGAGCGGCACUGCGUCAACUCCGUGUCUGUUAAGUUCAAGCCCAAGGAGUGA